UUUUGCCAUUACCGACUUGUGUAACUUUAAACUUUGAGCCGAGCAGAACAGAGGAGCUUCCUGCAGCGGCUGUCAGCUGACAAAGUACAGACCUCUUGCUCAUCCGGCUGCAGCUCACCCGCCAUGGAGAUCUCCUUUGCAGGAAAACGAGCCCUGGUCACUGGAGCAGGAAAAGGGAUCGGCAGGGCCACGGCGCUCGCUCUGGCGCGCUGCGGGUCGAAGGUGACGGCGGUCACGCGCACGCAAGCCGACCUGGACAGUCUGGUGGCGGAGUGUCCGUCCAUCACCCCAGUGUGUGUGGACCUGGCAGACUGGGGGGCCACAGCGGCGGCCCUGCAGGACAUCGGCCCCAUUGAUCUGCUGGUGAACAACGCCGCCUGUGCCAAGCUGCAGCCCUUUCUGGAGGUCACCCCUGACCAUUUUGACCAGUCAUUCAACGUCAAUGUGAAAGCUGUGCUCCAUGUGUCUCAGAUAGUGGCUCGGGGUAUGAAGGCCAGAGGAACAGGAGGCUCUAUAGUCAACAUCUCCAGCCAGGCGUCUCAGUGCGCCCUCAAAGACCAUGCAGUCUACUGUGCCACUAAAGGAGCCCUGGACAUGCUGACCAAAGUGAUGGCUCUGGAGCUGGGACCCCAUCAGAUCCGCGUGAACAGCGUGAACCCCACAGUGGUGAUGACUGAGAUGGGCCGGCUGGGCUGGAGCGACCCUGACAAGGCCAAGAGCAUGACGUCCCGCAUCCCGCUGGGCCGCUUCGCAGAGGUGGAGGACGUGGUGAACAGUAUUUUAUUUCUGCUGAGUGAUAAGAGCAACAUGACCAAUGGAGUCACUUUGCCAGUGGAUGGAGGCUUCCUGGCCUGCUGACACCCGCCUUCAAACCUCAGCCUGACUUCAUACCUUUACACCAUUGUACACACAUAGAGGUAAAAGGGAUAGUUCACCCAUUUUGAAAAAUAUGAUGUAAUUCCACUUUCCCCCCUAGUUGUCAUGUAGGACAGUAGUGGUGCUCUCUUCCUCUCAUUGUUACUGAGUGCUGGAUGCUCCAAAUGCUAACUGUUAGCCUCCUGCCAUUGAAGUGGACUUCCCCCCAGCUAUCCAGUGUUGCUUUUCUGAGUGCGAGUGAAAUAAAGGAAGCCAUGACACAAAG
Molecule: messenger RNA, 1141 nt
Organism: Myripristis murdjan (pinecone soldierfish)
Lineage: Eukaryota; Metazoa; Chordata; Actinopteri; Holocentriformes; Holocentridae
Gene: dcxr
Product: dicarbonyl/L-xylulose reductase
Exons: 9
Coding region: 124-858 (244 amino acids)
Biological process (GO): xylulose metabolic process; glucose metabolic process
Molecular function (GO): L-xylulose reductase (NADPH) activity; carbonyl reductase (NADPH) activity
Source: RefSeq, a predicted model, not a curated record